Gongylonema pulchrum is the source of this 666-nucleotide messenger RNA. Lineage: Eukaryota; Metazoa; Nematoda; Chromadorea; Rhabditida; Gongylonematidae. The record is from the annotation of a GenBank genome assembly.
AUGAAGCGUAAACAUAUUCGUAAUUCUGGAUCGCUGUCAUCCAUAUCGUCGGCUCCAGAUCAGUCGUUCUUGGAUAAAAGGGAAAACAGUGGUGGCAUCAUCACAAAAUACACUUUUCUUGCUGCGGAUGAAAAUAGUGAUGAUAAUAAGACUGGCGUUGUGGAAAGUGAUCGGCAGGAUAUCCAGGAGAAUACAAGAAUUAUUACAUCCACUACUGCUAAAAGUGCUACGGAUGAAGCUAUGAAUCAGUAUCAAAGUCAUGGAUGGCAAAGGGCAGUAUAUAGAAGAAAUGAAGGCUUGGAAAGAGAAGACAUAGGUGAAAGCCAUGUACUUUGCAAAGAAGAGGAAAUGCCAUCAGGCGGAAUGAGUGGGCAGCUGUUCAAGGUUAAGGAAAGUGAAUACGAGUUGGAACUGCUGACUCCAGUGAUUUCGGAAAUACCAUCAGCAAAAAAUGUCAUGGAACCAACAGUUCUUACACGCCGCUCCGAAGUUACCGUGAAACCGGUAGUAUCCAGCAAAUCAAACGCAAAAACUGAUUUGCGUCAAAUGCACAAUUCCGAUUUGGAGAUCCCGGUUCUGAUACACUCCGAGGCGCUCUCAUCAAUGAAAGAUUGGAAGUCUGAAACUUGUGUUGCCGAAGGUAGCUUUUUAAGCUUUAAGUUCUAA